Aspergillus mulundensis is the source of this 582-nucleotide messenger RNA. RefSeq lists its product as uncharacterized. NCBI's taxonomy places the organism in Eukaryota, Fungi, Ascomycota, Eurotiomycetes, Eurotiales, Aspergillaceae. Bases 1 to 582 code for a protein of 193 amino acids. The transcript has a single exon. The record is from RefSeq and is a predicted model, not a curated record. Gene Ontology annotation, molecular function: hydrolase activity.
AUGAUCCGGUCUCUCCUUAGGAAAGAUUCCACGCCAUCCGCUUCGCUCCAAGUCCUCUCCGACCUCCAUCUCGAAAUCGACCAACAAUACACCUCGUUCAAGAUCCCCGUACCGGUACACGCCAAGCAUCUCGUUCUAGCUGGCGAUGUGGGCCGUCUCGUGGAGUAUGACAACUACCGCGCGUUUCUCAAGCAGCAGACCGACCAAUUCGAGCUUGUUUUCCUUGUCUUGGGCAACCAUGAGUUCUACAACGAUACCUUUGCAGCUGGACUGGAGAGGGCUCAACGCCUUGAAAAGGAACCGUGCAUGAAUGGCCGACUUGUCCUCCUCAACCAGCGACGAUUUGAUAUCCCCGAGUCGAGUGUUACGGUCCUCGGAUGCUCGCUGUGGUCGCGGAUUCCGGAUUGGUGCAGGGAUAUGGUCCGGAUGAAGAUUCAGGACAUCGAGAAGAUUAGAGGGUGGAGUGUUGAUGGCCACUGUGCAGCUCACACAUCCGAUCUUCCAUGGUUACUCGCUGAGAUUUCUUCAAUCAGCGAGGAGAAUCAGCUUGAGAGCCGAGGCGACGGCCAGAGCGAGAAAUAA